GCGGCAAAACCAUCGCACAAGGCACCGUUGGUCGCGUUUUCCGCACGCCACAACGUUCGUCGCGCCCAAACCGCAAACACCGUCGUUGUCGAUUGUUCGUCGCCACCGUGUCGUCUCCGCGGAUUUCGUGUUUGAUCGCGUGAUAAACGCCAAGAUAGAAAAUAUUAUUUCGAUACGAUAAUAUAUUAAAAUAUUUUUUCGAAUCGCGUUCGUCUUAGAGUAGGUUUCUCACGAUACUAUACAUAAACACGUACGGUGCCUAAUAAGAGUAUUAUUUCGCUGUCGAGUGUAGACGCGUUGUUGUUUUUACUUCGCACAUCGUAAAUCCUUCCCGGGAUUUUUUUUUUUUUUUUUUUUUUUGUUUUCCGUCGUCCCCGAAACCACCGGAGCUCGAGUAUCCUCCGUUACUACCGCCGCCCACCCGAAAAUGGAUGGCACCGCUUUUCGCGCCGUCGUCCUGUUGUUGUUAGCGGUAUUCAAGACGCACGAGGUUUCUACUCAAGAUUACGAUGUAUCUGAAAUACAGUGUUCGUUUUCGACGGACUCGCUGAGGGUGGGAAAAGCACUUUUAGGAGUCAAAGACGUGAUAUCCGCCCGGCUAAAGAAACCCGAAGGGUUCAAGGGGCACCCGCUGUUUGCCGAUGACCGGUCCGUCGAUCCAUUGAUCGAUCCAGUCUGUCAGAUACGACCCGAUUUGUCGGACGUAUCGCUGCUGACCUACAACCUGUUGGUCACCGACUUCACGCGGUGUGGCGUGCUCAGGCGAAAUGGUUUUGUGCACGUCCGAGUGUGGUUUCCGCAGUUCCCCGGCGUCGUCAUGAUGUCUGACCAAGAGCUGAUCAUAAUGUGCAAACCACCAGAACCGACUGUGAUCGAGAACAAAGCCGCCGGAUUCGCCGGAAGUUUCCCACACGGUGCGCGAGUAUCUGGAGUUGUAGAAGAGACGCCUGGUAGACUUGAAUACGAGGUGGCGUUAUACAAGGAAGCGCCAGCCCGAUUGACAAACUUGAGCCACAACAGCGAACUUCCAGUCGAUCAGGCCGUGCCUAUUGGUACUAAACUUCAACUCCGAGCCAGAAUAAACCCACAUUCAGCUUGGAAGUUCGUUAAGUUGAUGGAAGUGUCUGUAUCCCCAGAUCCCGACAACGCACACGUAUCUGGUAGUGUUGCUUUGGUAAAAGACGGAUGCCGGAAUCGAGAUUUUGCGACAAUCAUUCCACACCAGCCAGCCAAGUAUCGGGAAAGACACAACGAAGUGUUUUUGGACUUCGAGGCGUUCCUGUUGAGCACCAUGAAAGAACGAUCGACAUUAUGGAUUCAUUCACAGAUUAAAGCUUGCAUGGAUGCCAACGACUGUCAGCCGGAAUACUGUCUGGACUUGUUCGAGCCAUCUGGACACGGACGUAGGCGCAGGAGGUACGUGCCGGGCACCGGUAAUGGAACCGCUCUACAGCAGCAGCAGACGUCAGCGGUCGACGACCGGAACACGACCAACUUCGCCAAGUUCAAGGAGAAUAUCGAGUACACAGUAAUCAUGCCCGAGGAUAUCUACCACGGUGCCGCGACCUCGUCUGAAAACAAUUGCGGGACGUUCCUCGCCCUGUCCGGGGUCCUGGGCUGUCUCCUGUUCAUCGCCGCCAUGAUACUGUGCUACCUGACUUCCCGGUUGCAGGCGGCCAUCGGAUCCAAGUACAGGACGGCGCAACAGGACUCGUUCGGCAGUGGUCGUCUCCAUUCCGGCACCGGUCAACCGUCAAAGUUUCCGGUGUCCUACGCAUCCGGUUCGUCGAUGUACUCAGGUCGGCUGCACUGACGUCCGCCGUUCAAUCAUAUAGAUUCGAUUAUUUUAUUAAAUCUUUGUAUAUAGUUUGUUUUUUUCUCCAUUACGACAGAACCUCUUAUACGUAAUAUAUUAUAGACGCUUGAUUCAUGAUUCAAUUCGUACACGAUCGUUUUUCAAGUUUAGGUUUUGUACUCAGUAUACGGCCACAGGAUGAUUUUAACAAUGAACAUUCGCAUAUUGUCCAGGUACAUAUUUUUCAAGAGAGAAUAACAUUAUUUUAAUGGUAUUUUCUAUAGCGUUGGUUUCUCAUAUUUUUUAUUUUAUUUAAAACAUAUAUUUUAUUAAUGAAAGAUUAGAAGAUAGUUAAAUGAACGUUACUGUUCUAUUUUUUUUUCAAAAAUUAAUUGAGAUAAUGAGUGUUUGUUGUUGAAAAAAUCAUCCUAUUAAAAAUUAUGUUUAAUUUACGUAUGCUUAAACCAUGGAUGGAACUCCAUGAAAUCCUUUGUUUUUUUUUUUUUGGGGGGGGGGGAGCAGAAAUUUACAAGUAGGUAUACGAUCGUCUUUGCAGAAGAUUUUUUGACUCGUUGAUAUUUUGAAUACAGCAUCUUUUAUUGGUACCAUGUUUUCACCAAAAUUCAAUUACCGUAAUGAGAUUAUAUUGUUUGAAGAUACUAAAAAUUGUCUAUAUUAUUAUGUCGGUCCUUUUUUUUGACUUAAAUUCACGACACCUUGGCGUCAUGUCACCCGUUUGUUUUAUAAACCUUCGUUAGACGUGUCAUCAGUCACAAAACUGUACCUAACCACAUAAAAGUAACCACGACGAGUUGAAUUGAAUCGUGAUUUAAACGAUACUAUUGUGUGCUUUUUGGUCAACCGACGCACAGUAUGAUAUAGUAUACACAGUAUUAUAUUACAAUAUAAUAUAGUACAGAGAUGUUAUUGCAGACUCUGUUUAGUAUAAUAUUAAGUUCUGGUCAAUUAAGCUCGAUAUUCUAUAAAAUACAAUAUAAUUUAGUUAUUAAAAGAAUUAUGUUUUCCGAUGAUAAUAUAUUAUUAUUAUUACAUUAUUUAUGUUAUCGUCUGGACGUAUAAUAUAUCACCGCUCUACUACUUACUAUUAUUUUUAUUAUUACACUUAAGUGCAUCGUAUUAUUUAUGUGGAAUCUUAUAUAGACUAGUUAAAUGUAAUAUUAUUAUUGAUACGUGUUCAUUUUAAAAAUUUGUAUUUUUUUUUCUAAUAUUAUUAUUACUAUUUUGUACUCGGACGCGCGAUAUCAUUAAACAUUGUAUUAUAAACUUUGUAGGCGAUUUCAUGAGCAUUAUUUUCGAUAUUAAGAUGAUAAUAUUAUUAUGAUACAAUAUAAUUAUAAGUAGUAGUAUAUAGCGUAUAUUUUUUAAAAUACUAUUUAUGUAAACGUGUGUAUUUACAAUAUAACUAUUAGAAUAAAUAAAUACGUUUAAUUUUGAUU
This is a messenger RNA of Aphis gossypii (cotton aphid), 3252 nucleotides long. RefSeq lists its product as uncharacterized. The coding region runs from base 428 to 1813 and encodes 461 amino acids. The transcript has 8 exons. The record is from RefSeq and is a predicted model, not a curated record. NCBI's taxonomy places the organism in Eukaryota, Metazoa, Arthropoda, Insecta, Hemiptera, Aphididae.